AUGAAAAUAAACUAUAAAAAGGUUACCCAUGUACUGUUCGAUUUGGAUGGAUUAUUAAUAGAUUCAGAAAAAUUAUAUACAGAAGCUUUUACAAAAGUAUGUGCCAAAUAUGGAAAAACAUUUACAUGGGAAUUAAAAAAAAGUAUCCUAGGCUUUCAAGGACAUGAGUGUGCUGAAAAGAUUAUCGAAUCUGUGAAUCUUCCCACAACUGUGGAAAGUUUUUUGGAGGAAUGUAAAAUGGAAUAUGAAGUGCUUUUUCAAAAUGUUUCCUUAAUGCCUGGAGCAAAGAACACAGAUCCUGAAGUAACAAAAGGAAAACCUGAUCCAGCAAUAUUUUUAGUAUGUGCAUCAAAAUUUGCUGAUAAACCAAAGCCCGAGAAUUGUUUGGUGUUUGAAGAUGCUGUUAAUGGGGUAAAAGCUGCAUGUGCUGCAAAUAUGCAAGUUGUAAUAGUGCCGGAUCCACGCAUUGGACCUGAUCAACUGGCAGAUGCAACACUAAUUCUACAGUCAUUGGAAGAAUUCCAACCUGAGGGC
Molecule: messenger RNA, 534 nt
Organism: Iphiclides podalirius (scarce swallowtail)
Lineage: Eukaryota; Metazoa; Arthropoda; Insecta; Lepidoptera; Papilionidae
Source: the annotation of a GenBank genome assembly